GACGUAGUCGCCUUCUUUCUCGUACUGGGAGCGGAGGACCUGGAGUUCCGCUGGUUUCAGCGGGCUGGACGGGUUAGCUUCGUCGGCAGGAUUCGCAGUGAGCAUACCUCUCAGCGUCGGCGGCAUCUGGAUGUGUUAGCGAGAUCAGUAAUAGCGGAAAGGAGACAUACAGGGAAGCGAGGAAUCAUGCGGGCGGCGAUGCUUGUCGUCACCCGCUGUGGCGGUGCGGGCGGUGGCGGUUGCUCCAACAACAAAUCAACAAUCAAUCAUCCAGUGACACAGUACUGAUUAACCACUCUAUCAACUACAUUGCUCACAACGAUAAACACAACCGCCAUCAUGCUUCUCGACGAAAAUCCCGCCGGGCUCAUCAACCACACCAUCGGCAACUUCAACAUCCACCCCGAUAAACAAGCCGUCACCCGCAUCAAUGACUCGCUCGCGGCCCUGCAGCAAUCGCGCGAACUGCGCACGCGCGAGGCUGAGUCCGCUCUACGCAAACUGUCGCGACAUCUGUCGGCGCUGAACGCUCAGCAUGAGGAGGCCGUGUCGGCGCACGACUCGGGCAAGCACGCCGCCGAGAUUGUCGAGUUGGACACGAAAAAGUUCCGGAUCGCCAAGGCGGCGACAGAGCUCGAAAUCGAGAGCGAGCGACUGGAGGGCGAGCUGGAGAUGCUUAAGGAGCGUCUGGCAGAUCUGGAGGCGCAGGGACUGGAGGGUGACGAGCCGACGCGCCGGGAGCGCGAGCUGGACGAUGCGACCUUGCUGCGAUUGAAAAUCUACCGAUCACUAGGGGUGGAUAUCGAGGCGGACGAGGCGGGAAACUUCAACAAGGCGGUGAUUCGCAACAGUCGCAAAGGCGACGUGCAUGUCGUGAAUAUCGACCCGAAGUUCUCGCGGUUUUUUUACUCAAACUACUUUUGGACGACGAUGCAGGGAUAACAGAUUGUUAUGGAUUUGGCGUUACGGGAUACCCAGGAAUAUAUAUACAUUUCAUUGAUACUCUUAC
Molecule: messenger RNA, 1009 nt
Organism: Aspergillus sclerotioniger CBS 115572
Lineage: Eukaryota; Fungi; Ascomycota; Eurotiomycetes; Eurotiales; Aspergillaceae
Product: kinetochore Spc24 family protein
Exons: 4
Coding region: 340-942 (200 amino acids)
Source: RefSeq, a predicted model, not a curated record